AUGGGAGACAUGAAUGGCGAAAAUGGUGAAGAUAAAGGAUCAAACCGUAAAGAUAACGGCAAGGAUCGGGAUGUUUGCCGUGAUUAUUUGAACAAUAUUUGCAACAGAGGAAGCCGUUGCAAGUUUUACCAUCCAGAAGAACAUGACAACAAGGCACAAAAUGCUGCCGAUGAACCUUAUCAGUUUUGUAUUGACUUUCAGAACCAAGGCUGCAGCCGCGAUAAUUGUCGCUAUGUUCAUGCGUUUCGCGAAGAUGUUGAGCGCUACAAGCGCACUGGCGAUGUGACGCUUGGUCUUGCGCGUGCUUUAGCUGGUUUAUUUAUAUAA
This is a messenger RNA of Meloidogyne enterolobii, 327 nucleotides long. The record is from the annotation of a GenBank genome assembly. NCBI's taxonomy places the organism in Eukaryota, Metazoa, Nematoda, Chromadorea, Rhabditida, Meloidogynidae.